AUGGCCCGUUUCCUCCGUGCUAGCGUCAAUCGAUAUUGUUUCCUAUUUGAGUAUGUAAAAUCGCAGACCGGCUUGAAAUAUUCACUUCCCGAGACUGUUGUUAUGGCAGCAGCGCUUCGUGGACUUCGGUUCAGCUACGAUUGUUCCCUCAUCGCGAAAGAAUCGGUACUCUGGGGAGAUAGAUGGACGUCGACGCAGCGCGUGAGAGUUGAGGGUGGGGAAGCGCGGAUCGUCAAGGUAGAGCGAGAAGGGCUAGGUCUGAACAAGACGUCUAAGUCGCACGGAUUUGGCUGGUGGCUACCAGGGAAGUUUGACUGGAAUACCUGGCGGUUCGCUUCCGAUGUUGGCGAUCGACUCGCCGUAGGUAACGACCUCCUACGCCAGGAUUACAAGCGUCAAUGGAGAGUCCUCAAGGAUAUUCGAGACGUUCACGUUCGCAUGUGGCAAGCCCAGAGUUGGCUAGGGCGAUAUCGAGUGCAGGACGACGCGGCGGCAAAGAGACUGUGGCUCGAAUACCUGCACUCCACAGUCAUCGAGCUCUUUCAGCGGGAUGUCUGGCGUGUGGCCUUGAAGAGUAUUAGCUGGAAGACGGGCUCUGAUGUGACGGACGAGGCGUCGAUGAGCUAUCCAGUGUCUAGUCCACCAAGCUUAUGCUACGAUGGGCUAUCGAACCUGUUUCACGACCGUCAACGUGAUGUGAGCCACACGAGACCGCACCUUGUCGCCGGAAACAAAAUACGGUCGACAAGCAUGAAGGAUCUCUUUGAUGACCUAUUCUCGCCGAGCUCUACUGGCACGGCUAUGAAGCGUCGGAGAGGGUGGGCUUCGCUGCCCUACCGUAUCGCAACUCGUCGAAGCAUCGAGCUCGUGGAGAUGGGUCUUGGGCGGCGGCCGCAACACAGUGACACAGAGCUUCUAACGACGACAAAGGAAAGCCGGGCUACCAAUCUCAAACGCCGGCUUACCUGGGCCUCGAUUAUCCAUAAUACCCCAUUGGAUAAGUCCACAAGGCACCACGAACCAGCUAUGCCAACGCGAAAAGUCAACGACGUAGAUCGCCACGUCUCUGUGCAAGAUAAUCUAUCGCAGCUAUUAUCAGAGGUAUGCAAGCGUCGUUUCGGCAUCACUGGGUGGGUGAAUAGCUCAGAUAAUGCAAAGCCGUGCUACCACUGGUCUGCCGGGGAUUUAGUCAGGAGCACGCGUGACUGUAUUGACAUUGAUGCACUUCAACUUGGCCGUGCGGUUGAGGCGUACAACAGGGGUUGUAUCUUUCCCGUCGUAGAGAGAGGCCAUCCGCCCCAACUACGGAUGGUUACACGCAUCCGGGAUAAGACUCUAGAUGAACUCAGUCGAUUGUUCGAGGAACUGUUAGAGGCAGGCGAUGUCGACCCCAGCUCUCCAGUUGCGAGCAUCACACCCGAAAUCGGACAAUCUCGCAUGUUUUCGCGUUCCGCGACACGACAAGCCGAGCAAGACGCUGCAAGAGAUCUGGCAGCACAGUCACGAGGAUGUCGUUAUCUGCAGCUACUAGCUAGGAAAUAUCCACGAACAGCGGAUGAGCGGGAAAGGCUCCGGAGAUAUUUCCGACGGCGUGGCCGUGUACGAGCUGGCAAGGCUGUUGCCAAUACGGAUUCGAUCCAUUCAGGCGACACGAGUUUAACCGCGCAGACAGAUGAAACGGAUGGGUCGUGGAGGCCACAAAAACGUUUGAGAAAGGCAGUCAGAGAUCAGAUGACAGCCAAGCUAGAGUAA
Fusarium redolens is the source of this 1752-nucleotide messenger RNA. RefSeq lists its product as uncharacterized. The transcript has 2 exons. NCBI's taxonomy places the organism in Eukaryota, Fungi, Ascomycota, Sordariomycetes, Hypocreales, Nectriaceae. The record is from RefSeq and is a predicted model, not a curated record. The coding region runs from base 1 to 1752 and encodes 583 amino acids.